Molecule: messenger RNA, 1764 nt
Organism: Symbiodinium sp. CCMP2592
Lineage: Eukaryota; Dinophyceae; Suessiales; Symbiodiniaceae
Source: the annotation of a GenBank genome assembly
AUGGAGUUUGAUGGCGAGAUUUUUGAGGCUAUGCCGCCGAAGAGGCUGAAGCCUAGCAAGAAGCGACAACACGAGUCGCACGAUGGAUCAGAGGCGGACAUGCCAGAUGCAUUUGAGUCGGGCCGCAAGCCCGGACCCAGAAGCUUUCAAGGCCUCGCGGAGUGGCCGAAGCAAGUCUACGAGGACAUAGAGACUGCAAGCCCUGAUUUGCUAGAGGUUUUGCGUUCAAAUCUGUGCUCCAACAAGGAUGUCUGGCUCACGACGCACUACUCAGGAAUGGGCUGUGCCGAGCUUGCAUUGCUCAUGCUGAAAGCGCAGCUGCCAGAGAGAGAUGCUGGCCAUGCUGGCAAAGUGAUGCUGUAUUCAGCCUGCGACAAUGACCCGCUAGCGCGAAAGAUGCUGAUGGAACGCUCCAAGGCCCUUGCACCCCGCCAUGUGUUUGGCGACAUCACCUCUCGUGUGCCACUCGAAGCUUUGGCAAAGCUUCGGGAAAUCGAGGCCUCCGCCUUGGAUCGGGCAGCUGAAUCUGGAAGUCGCUGGAAGUGCACAGACACGGAGGGCAAGGAAACGUUGAAGCAGCACAAACUCGAACUUGGAGAGAACAUGGUGCGGGAUAUGUGUUGCAUACUUUCGCAAUGCAAACUCAUGCAGAAGGAUUUCUGCUUUGCCUGCAACAAGAUGUGCCCGUUGCUUCCAGACAUGGCUGGCGAAAACGCCAAUGCUGUGCAUGGGGAAAUCGCCGGCACAACUUGUGUGGCGUGGAGCUCGAUGAGGUCCGGUGCUUCUACUACGGGCCAGUGGCUUCACAAGUCUACGCUGCCUUGUCUGGUGUGGAUGUUUUGGCUACGGCAGUCGAAGCCUACGUGGUAUGUGCAUGAGUGCACGAGCCGGUUCGAUGCCCAGGAACUGUGCGAGUUUCUCGAGGCGCAGUACAUGUCAUUUUCAUUGCGGUUUUCCCCCAAGAUGUUUGGUGUGCCAGCAGAUCGUCAAAGAUGUUAUACCGUGGGGUUCAACACACAGACCCACCAGCUGACCCAGCUGGGCAGGGAGAUGUUGGAACAAGCUUGCGCUGAUUCCUUGGACGAGGGCCAGCAACUUGAAGGACUUAGCUUUCGCAAUCUGAGCAAAGGCAUGUCGGAAUGCUUUCGGGAGAUCUUCGAGCGUCAGGUGGCCGUUGGCUGUGAGGUGUUCCUGCAAGCCCCAGCAGAGAUGAUAGCUGCAUUUCACGAGAAGCAUGCUCCACCUGGUUCUGCAACAUGCACUGGCAGCCGCAAGGACUUGCUCCUUUGCCUUUCCGGUGCAGAGUUUCAGCGGCUUCUGAGCUUCAAGAAGGUGUUUCACGACAACUUCCAUGGCACCUUUGACGAGGCCUUGGGAGCAUCUGGUGCGGUGAACUUGCAGCAGACCAUUGCCUUUCAAGCAAGAGUCACUAACAUCGUCCCCGCCUUGCUGACUCAGUCUGUCCUUUGUGUGCUGACAAAGAAGGGGCAGGAUGCUGAGCCUGUGCGUGUGGUGCUCCCCAUGGAGCACUUUGGAAUGCUCGGCUUUCCGAUUUUCGGAGCUGGCUGCUUUUCGGAGCUCUUUCCGUGGGAGUUCUCCUGGUUGGAGGCGCAUCUCACAAGCGUGGACAUCCGCCGCAUGACGGGCAACGGCAUGCACUUGCAGUCUGUCGGAUCAAUCCUAGGGCUGCUCUUGUCUCUUUUUGAGCCCAAGUCACCUUUCUCGAUGUUGCUGGGCAGGUCAAACCCUUUUCUGCAAAGCUAG